Molecule: messenger RNA, 612 nt
Organism: Musca domestica (house fly)
Lineage: Eukaryota; Metazoa; Arthropoda; Insecta; Diptera; Muscidae
Product: cytochrome c-2
Exons: 1
Coding region: 70-396 (108 amino acids)
Biological process (GO): mitochondrial electron transport, cytochrome c to oxygen; mitochondrial electron transport, ubiquinol to cytochrome c
Cellular component (GO): mitochondrial intermembrane space
Molecular function (GO): electron transfer activity; heme binding
Source: RefSeq, a predicted model, not a curated record
UGAGUAUUUUUAGUCAUUCAUUUGUGUUCAAGAGUCCGCGCUGUGCAAAUCUAAAUCAAAUUCAAAAACAUGGGUGUUCCAGCUGGUGAUGUUGAAAAGGGCAAGAAACUCUUCGUCCAACGUUGUGCUCAAUGCCACACUGUCGAAGCUGGCGGUAAACACAAAGUAGGCCCCAAUUUGCAUGGUUUGUUCGGCCGCAAGACUGGUCAAGCCGCUGGAUUCGCCUACACAGAUGCCAACAAAUCCAAGGGCAUCACCUGGAAUGAAGAUACCUUGUUCGAAUACUUGGAAAACCCCAAGAAAUACAUCCCAGGCACAAAGAUGAUCUUUGCUGGUUUGAAGAAGCCUGGAGAUCGCGCUGACCUCAUUGCCUACCUGAAAUCCGCUACCGCUUAAUUUCCAUCCCGUUUCAUCGCCACAAAUUAUAAUUUAUGUAUAACUAAACCUAAAUCAAUUCUUUAUGUUAAUACCUAAAUUUUAAAUAAACAUUACUUUAGUUAAUGUAAAUUUAAAUUAUUGUGAAACGAAGUAUGCUGGAGAGCAAUGUAUUAGCAACAUAAAUCAAUAGAAUAAAACGAAUCAUUAUUACCUCACAUUUACCAAACACAAAAA